CGUCGAUCGUGGCACCGCUUGGCAAGAUCCCGCUCAUGACCGCACCGCUCAUGGAGUUCCAUCCGUCCAUGUCGCUCGAGCACCAUGCUGCGCCGACGUCGAUCAUCAAGCAGCCAUCGCCAGCCAUAAGCUCAGGCGCACCCGACCGUCCAAGCGCUCCCGAUCCCGACCGCGUGUGGCACGACGUCAAUGACACGCUUCAUUCCCUUGCGGCGCUUGAUGCACCGCUGGCGGCGGACGACAGCGCGGCCAUCGAGAAGCUCCAGCAGCUCAAGAAGCUCCACUCGAUCUGCCACUCACGCGAGACGCAUGUGCAGACGAUCAAGCUCGGGCUUAUGGCCGAGCGCAAUGCGUAUGUGGCCAAGCUCGUCGCACUCCAAGCGCACGCAAGGACGCUGGCCGCCGACUCGGUCGUCCGAACCACGCUGCUGCAGAGUCUGGCCAAGCUCAAGACCUCCAUCCACCAUCCUCCUUCCAACAACAGCACUUCUGGUAGUGCACAUCAUCAUCACCACCAUAGUUCGUCGACCGGUAAGAAGUAAUUCGUCAACGAAACCUCAUGGCUUGCAUGGUCUACCUACUCUUGUGGGCUCAUGCUGCCUCGUCAUCAUCGAGCGGCUCGCCAUC
Messenger RNA from Saprolegnia diclina VS20, 627 nucleotides. RefSeq lists its product as hypothetical. The coding region runs from base 36 to 542 and encodes 168 amino acids. The transcript has 5 exons. NCBI's taxonomy places the organism in Eukaryota, Oomycota, Saprolegniomycetes, Saprolegniales, Saprolegniaceae. The record is from RefSeq and is a predicted model, not a curated record.